Messenger RNA from Haplochromis burtoni (Burton's mouthbrooder), 1268 nucleotides. Its product is annotated as mannosyl-oligosaccharide 1,2-alpha-mannosidase IB. The record is from RefSeq and is a predicted model, not a curated record. The transcript is spliced from 3 exons. Lineage: Eukaryota; Metazoa; Chordata; Actinopteri; Cichliformes; Cichlidae. Bases 559 to 1143 code for a protein of 194 amino acids.
AGCGCAUUUGGUUGUUAGCUAGCGUUUUGUAGUGGCUAAUCACCUCACACAGGCUGGCACUGUCACAGAAUGAACUUGGUAUUCUGCGUGGAGACGCAGCUCCAUACCAACAUGAUGGAAAAGUACAGGAAAAACAGGGCUCUGUUAACACUGUCUAGCGCCAACCCCGCAGGCUUUAGUACGAAUAGCAAUGUUUGUCUUUAAAGGGGUACUUGCUUCAUUUCCAUCCAUCCUUUACAUUCGCACUUGGAGCAGCUGCUGAGCCGAAUGAGACAUUUGCCCCACGUCUUCUUUCCACAUCUGCCGGCACGAGGGAAUAAAACCCUUAUGUUUUCCAGUAUAGCCCACGGGUGUUUAAUAGAACUAUCAUGGCCAUGUUCCUGCUGACAAGUCACCCUGUUACUGAGGGAUCUCUGCCUUUUUUGGUUUCUGGACCUACCAAAGCAGGGAUGAGAUAAUAAAGUUAACCAGUCGGUGCAUGCCGCUACAGCAACCCGUGGCACCUGUGAAACCCACCUUACCCCAUCCCUAGUAAAGUCAAUUUAAAACGGUCAAAAGAUGACAACGCCGGCUCUACUACCGCUGUCGGGCCGCAGGAUACCCACUCUGUCGCCGGGUGCCUCCUCCUUCCCGCACCAUAGGGCCACGUUGAGGCUCUCUGAGAAGUUCAUCCUCCUCCUCAUCCUCAGUGCCUUCAUCACCUUAUGCUUUGGGGCCUUCUUUUUCCUCCCAGACAAUUCCAAGCACAAGCGCUUUGACCUGGGCUUGGAGGAUGUGCUUAUCCCUCAUAUUGACACACCUAAGGAGGGCAAGCACGCCUCAGGACAGGUGAUCAUACAUGGACAGGGAGGACACGAUGAACACAGACACAGGGAAGAGGAGGAGAGCCUGCGGGAUAAGAUCCGUGCAGACCAUGAGCGAGCACUGCAGGAGGCAAAGGAGAAGCUGCGAAAGUCACGUGAGGAGCUCAAGGCCGAGAUUCAGACGGAGAAGAACAAAGUGAUGGAGGACCUGAAAAAGAAGGACGUAGGGCCCAAACCGUUGCCGCCGGUACCCAUGCCUAAGGUGGUGGGCGUGAGCGACGGCGAGCCCCCAGAACCCGACGUCAAAGAGAAACGAGACAAGAUAAGAGAGGUAACGUGAUCAGUCUCUUCUUGCUUUUCUUGAUUUGAUUCAUUUUAAAUAAGAAGUCAAUCUCUGUUUGUCAACCCCCCAGUGAGAGCAAAAACAAAAAUGGCCCUCCCACGCAGGAAUAGGGAUGGGUAUCG